This is a messenger RNA of Alternaria rosae, 970 nucleotides long. RefSeq names its product dehydrase and lipid transport-domain-containing protein. Gene Ontology annotation, molecular function: ubiquinone binding. Gene Ontology annotation, biological process: ubiquinone biosynthetic process; cellular respiration. The record is from RefSeq and is a predicted model, not a curated record. The coding region runs from base 173 to 904 and encodes 243 amino acids. NCBI's taxonomy places the organism in Eukaryota, Fungi, Ascomycota, Dothideomycetes, Pleosporales, Pleosporaceae. Gene Ontology annotation, cellular component: mitochondrion. The transcript has a single exon.
CAGCCGCAUCAAUUGAUCUUCUCCAGGGCUAGCGCGAAUCUGCGUUCAUCUGGAGCGUGAUGCGCUCAUUGACUCUGGGCUCUCGAACCACUCCGCCACCAUGUCGAGGUGACACCGAUCAAACUCUGCACAUACACACCCCCACCAUAUAUCGAAGCUUGGCCAAACCGUAAUGGCAUCCCUGCGAUUCACCCGUCCAACGACACGCUGCGCGCGCCCACGCCAACACCCCUCUCAGCGGCGAACCUUCCUGCCCAACCCCUUCGAAGCCCUGAACUCCGCGCUCCCAUCUUCGUCUUCGCCGCCACAAGUCCUGACCGCCGUGCGAACUCUGCCCUACCCGUCGGCCCCCGUCUACUCCAUAAUAGCCGACGUGCCCAACUACCAGCACUUCCUGCCUUACUGCCAGCGCAGCGACAUAACCAAGUGGUCUGCACCGGACAAGGUCUACGGCCGGCGGUGGCCAUCCGAGGGCACCCUGACCAGCGGCUUUGGCGGCAUAACUGAGAGUUUCGUGAGCAGAGUGUACUGCAUACCGGGGCGCUAUGUGGAGAGUGUGGGCGGAGAUACCGAAACGAGUUUGAAGACGGAGGAUAUCGCGCAUCACCUCGACGGCGAGGAACAGGCGACGGAGCGAAGGCAAGGCGAAAACGGCCUGCUUACCCACCUGCGGAGUAAGUGGACUGUUGAGGCUAUACAGAACGACCAGACACAGGUCAGUCUGGCAGUCGAGUUUGCGUUUGCGAACCCAAUGUAUGCCGCUCUGAGUGGGGGCGUCGCGCCCAAGGUGGCAGAGUUCAUGAUCAAGGCUUUCGAGAAGAGGGUCCAAGAGCUGCUGAGGAACAACCCCAACAUGGUCAGGGCGAGUCUAGCAGAACUGGAUGGUAGUCGUUUGAAGAGGUAGCGCCCGUCUUUGCAAUAGCAUCGUCCAAACAUUCAGCAGCCAUCAAAGUCAAUCCAUGAGCAAACG